Carica papaya (papaya) is the source of this 1321-nucleotide messenger RNA. RefSeq names its product dof zinc finger protein DOF1.7-like. Gene Ontology annotation, molecular function: DNA binding; DNA-binding transcription factor activity. NCBI's taxonomy places the organism in Eukaryota, Viridiplantae, Streptophyta, Magnoliopsida, Brassicales, Caricaceae. Gene Ontology annotation, biological process: regulation of DNA-templated transcription. The record is from RefSeq and is a predicted model, not a curated record.
CAGAGUCUUCUCUAUUUGAGGCCCAGACCAGUCACUCUCACGCGGAAACACAAAUGGAUCGUCCUCUACAAGAUAUUCACACCUAAGUAUCCUUCUUCUUCUUCUUCUUCUUCUUCUUCACUCUGAAAAACCAGAGUACCCACUUGCUUUUCUGCAUGCAAUUUCAACCUUUUCACACUUGAAAUCUUCUUUCUCUAUCUUGUUAUCUGUUUCUCGGCUUCCCUUAAUUUUUCCUUCUUUUUUUUUUCCUGACUAUGGAAGAUGAUACACGGUUCUCUCACUUUGGUUUUGUGAAAUCGGUGGUGAAAUCAGUCGUCUUUUCUUGAUCUCCUUCUUCCCUCACCUUAUACGGGUCUUAAAAAAACAAAAGCACCCACCAAACAAAAACAUAUAUUGCCUUUUUCUGAUUUUGUUUUAUUAAGUUCGUGCUUGUCCCCUUUUUAAAAUUCGACUUACAGACUUCCUCAUAAAACGCCAUUUUUAUUUUGAGAUCAAAAACUUUUUAACCCAAGCCUGAUCCUGAUCAAGACAAGAACAAGAUUCCAUCUCAAAGGAAAAUGCAAGACCCGGCAUCAACUUUUCACCAGGCAAUGAUGAAGCCACAGUUCCCAGAACAAGAGCAGCUCAAAUGCCCGCGCUGCGACUCAAACAACACCAAGUUCUGCUACUACAACAACUACAACCUCUCUCAGCCCCGCCAUUUCUGCAAGAGCUGCAGGCGCUACUGGACCAAAGGAGGAGCUCUUCGCAACAUCCCGGUCGGGGGUGGGUCACGAAAGAACACCAAGCGCUCGUCUAAUAACCCCAAACGACACGCCAACUCCUCUGAUCCCAACCCGACCCGCAAGGCUCCAGAACCCGCACCACCCUCCCUGUCGACCGCAACUUCCCAGCAAAUGGCAUCGAACCAAGGUGUUCUGGGUUCGGGUUUGGAUCAGGAUCCGAACCGUGUUUACGGAUUGUCGGUCGAGCAGGACAGGAAGGUACUGGAUAUGGGUAUGAAUGGAAGCUUCAGCUCGCUUUUAGCGUCGAAUGGGCAGUUCGGGAGCAUUCUGGAGGGGUUGAAUCCGAAUGGGUCGAGCCUCAAAAUGGUACAAAUGGGUGAUUUAGGAGAGAACUUGGGGUCGGGUCAUGGGCUGGAUUUGGUUUCGGACAGCGGAAUUGGUUUGCAGGGGAACAAUAAUGGUAACGACAAUGGCGGUGGUGAGAGUUAUUGUUGGAGUGGAAGCAGUAAUGGCUGGCCUGAUCUUGCUAUUUAGACUCCCAAGUUCAAAUUAUCAGGAGAGAGACAGAGAGAGAGAGAGGGAGAGAUUACAGGUAU